AUGAUUUCUGUUGUGGGCUAUGAAAAUCAAAAUAAUGUUAUAUACUAUGUUGUGUAAUUCGAGAAUACUGUUCUACAAAAAAGGUAUUGAUUACUUUAGAGUAAUAGAUUUUCUCAAUUCGAGGAACUCCAUCAGUCUUUGCUGCCCUACUAUCCUUUGCCCAACUUACCACCCAAACAAUAUGUGACGGUGCUUAUUGGCAAGUCUAUCGAGCAAUUGGAAAAACGGCAAAAGGCUCUCGAUGUCUACAUCAAGGAGCUGUACAAGAACCCUCGAAUAGUGAAAUCUUAUCAAUUUUAAUCAUUUUUGGGAUUGGCCCAAACUAUCCAAAUGAUUUAUGAAUUCGAAGGUCUUGGCCAACCAAUCAAAGACUUUUCAAUUAAUUUUGACAUGGGUCUGAUGCUCGUCUUGGGGAGCGAGAAGAAGAGUGUGCCUUCCAUCUUUAAUAAAGUCAAUCAGAAUUCAUAAGCAUUGGGAACUUUAGAAUGUUGGCUUUAAAAAGAAGAAGUUUUCAAGAAAGAGUGGACGCACUCGUUCAUUAAGUAAACUACUUGUUUUCAUCAUCUUGAGAAUACUGUUGUGGUUGGAUUCUUAGAUGGUACACUUACUUUAUUCCUAUUAAAUCAAUAAAAUGAAAUAGCAUCAUUUAAGGAAUACAACUAACAUUCAUCAAAAGUGCUGGCUGUCCAUUUGAUAAGUGGUUGCAUAUGUUCUGUAAGCGAAUCUGAAUUCAAGUAUUAAUUGUGUUAUGCAUUUAAAGAGUUUUCUCGAUGAAUAAAAACAUUUUCUUAGUUAAUCAGACUCUAAAAGAUCUGGAUGGAAUGUUGAUCAGCGAUGAAAAAGCAUAUGUUUAUGACUAGGUUGGGGCCAUCUUUGUUUACGAACUGCAGAAUUAGAAAAUGUCCCUUUUACUGAAAUUCGAUACUCACAUAGAGAAUAUAAAGGGGAUUGCAAAAAGCAACAAUAAAUUGUACUGUGUGAAUCAGAAUGGGGUAAUACUGAUCUUGGAAACAGAAACAUACACGGUUUUGCAGAAGGGGAAAGGGAAAGUGCAAGUAAGACAAUAAAUUAAUUAUGAGAGAGUAAAGAAAUCAGUCACUCGGAGAGUAGACAGAUGAUCUAUGUUGGCAAUAAGGAUGGUUCAGUCACGGCGUAUGAUAGUUCAGACUUUUCGUCUUUGUGUAAGCAAUUUGCGAUCUAUUUAAGUUAUAAUAAAUGCACACAUUAAUUAAGUUAGUAAGAUAAGGAAUUUUGAGAGCGAAAACUUGUUGUUAACGGGGGGAGAGGACAGAUUCAUUAGAGUAUCACAUUCUUAUAUUCGUAAGGCUUGGAGAUUACCGAAUGUUUUGAUUGGGGAGGGAGCCAAGUAGUCUUCCUUAAAGCAAAUCUGAAAUGU
Molecule: messenger RNA, 1396 nt
Organism: Paramecium octaurelia
Lineage: Eukaryota; Ciliophora; Oligohymenophorea; Peniculida; Parameciidae
Source: the annotation of a GenBank genome assembly